This is a messenger RNA of Humulus lupulus (European hop), 1696 nucleotides long. Its product is annotated as aspartyl protease AED3-like. The transcript is spliced from 3 exons. Gene Ontology annotation, molecular function: aspartic-type endopeptidase activity. NCBI's taxonomy places the organism in Eukaryota, Viridiplantae, Streptophyta, Magnoliopsida, Rosales, Cannabaceae. The coding region runs from base 91 to 1401 and encodes 436 amino acids. The record is from RefSeq and is a predicted model, not a curated record. Gene Ontology annotation, biological process: proteolysis.
CCCUUACAAAACCCAACCAAACCCACACUCGAUCACUCUCUCUCUCUCUUCUCACAACACAACUCAGGUCAGGGGCUAGCUCGAGUAGCCAUGAAGGGGUUACUAGUCUCCACUCUAGCUCUAGUUCUACUCCUCUCCAUAGCCGAAGUUCGAGGGUCAUCACCAGGGCCCAACUGCUGGAAGCGCCGGGAGCAAGGCUCCACCUUGGAGGUGUUCCACGUGUACAGCACGUGCUCACCAUUCCGGCCGGCUCAGGCCACCUCUUGGGAGGAGAGCGUGCUCCAAAUGCAGACCAAGGACCAAGCCAGGCUACUGUACCUCUCCAGCCUGGUGGCCAAGAAGUCUGUGGUGCCCAUCGCUUCAGGAAGGCAGAUUGUGCAGAGCCCAACCUACAUUGUCAGGGCCCAGAUCGGCACACCGCCGCAGACUCUGUUGCUCGCCAUGGACACUAGCAACGACGCUGCCUGGAUUCCAUGCGAAGGCUGCCUCGGCUGCUCUUCCACCGCCUUCUCCCCACUCAAGUCCACCUCUUACAAACCUCUUCCUUGCUCCGCUCCUCAGUGCAAACAGGUACCGAAUCCCACUUGCAGUGGCAGCGCGUGUAGUUUCAACAUGACCUACGGUAGCUCCAGCAUAGCAGCUGACCUCUCCCAAGAGACUCUCACACUCGCCACCGACGCCAUCCCAGCCUACACCUUCGGCUGCAUCCAGAAAGCCACAGGCAGUUCUGUACCACCGCAGGGUCUUUUGGGCCUGGGCCGAGGCCCACUUUCUCUUCUUUCCCAGACCCAAAAUUUAUACAAAUCCACAUUCUCCUACUGCUUGCCCAGUUUCAAGGCCCUGAACUUUUCAGGGUCACUCAGACUUGGGCCUGUCGGGCAGCCCAUAAGGAUUAAGUACACUCCAUUGCUUAAAAAUCCAAGGAGGUCAUCACUUUAUUAUGUGAACUUAGUGGGUAUCAAGGUGGGCAGGAAAACUGUUGAUAUUCCCCCUAGUUCUUUGGCUUUCAAUCCAACCACUGGUGCUGGCACUAUCAUUGAUUCAGGCACCGUGUUUACCCGAUUGGUGGUUCCGGUGUACACGGCGGUGCGAGAUGAGUUCCGCCGACGCAUGGGGAAGGCGGUGGUGUCCUCGCUCGGUGGUUUUGACACGUGCUACUCAGUCCCCAUCACCGUGCCUACCAUAACAUUUAUGUUCACCGGCAUGAAUGUGACCUUGCCACAAGACAACUUCCUGAUCCACAGCAGCUCCAGCAACCUCGCGUGCUUGGCGAUCGCGGCCGCACCAGACAAUGUCAACUCUGUGCUUAAUGUCAUUGCCAACCUUCAGCAGCAAAACCACAGGCUGCUCUUCGAUGUGCCCAACUCAAGGCUUGGAGUGGCCCGUGAGACAUGCUCUUAAUUUAUUACAUUACUAGUAUUAUUAAUACUAUGUUUUAUUAAUUAGCUUUGUGGUCUGGGUCUCCAAUUGUCGUUUUUGGUAUUGAUAUUGUCGUUUAAGGAUGUGCAUGUAUCGAAAUGCAUGUGUUACUUUGUUGGAGGUACCUCAAUUGUACUUGUUUAUUCCUAACUCUAAAUCUUAUAAGAUAAAAUCCAAAAAUAAGUAAGUACUAAGUUUGUACUUCUUAGCUUUUUGUCCUAAAACAUUAUGUUUAUUACGCCCUGCGUAAUUGCAAAUGUUAAUUGUUUUGUUUCAA